Molecule: messenger RNA, 1090 nt
Organism: Mugil cephalus (flathead mullet)
Lineage: Eukaryota; Metazoa; Chordata; Actinopteri; Mugiliformes; Mugilidae
Gene: hscb
Product: HscB mitochondrial iron-sulfur cluster cochaperone
Exons: 6
Coding region: 137-964 (275 amino acids)
Biological process (GO): protein complex oligomerization; [2Fe-2S] cluster assembly
Cellular component (GO): mitochondrion
Molecular function (GO): protein-folding chaperone binding; ATPase activator activity
Source: RefSeq, a predicted model, not a curated record
AAGAACAUGCCCCUUCUUCUUCUUCUUCUGUCUAGGAUUUUACGAAAGAGACAUGUCCAUGUUUUGACCAGAGGACUUUCCUCUGUAUUGAUUGACUGCGCAUCAGAUCCUGGUGCUUUUUAAUAGACUUUCAGACAUGUUGUCAUCGAACUGUUUCCGGAUGUUGUUCGCAUCCCGGGCCCUGCUGCACCCUCAGUGGCCGUCUCUUCCCAAAGCUGUUACAUGUUCAGCUCACUGUAUGUCCACCAGCUUCCUCAGGAAGGACUCAUGGCACAGCAGCACGAACCUCAGAGCCCCGGGGAAGGACAGAUACGUGUUAAACUUCACCAACCAUGUCACCUCACACAGGAGCUGCAGCACAAGUCAGGUUAAGUUGAACUGCUGGAACUGUAAGAAGCUUCUUGACACAUCACCUGCUUUCUUCUGCGUGUCGUGCAAAGUGGUCCAACCACCUGAUGACAGGGCAUCCUACUUCACCAUCAUGGACUGUGACGACACAUUCACGCUGGACACGCAAAAGCUGCAGAGAAGAUACCUGCAGCUGCAGCGGUCUCUGCAUCCAGACAACUUCAGCCAGAAAUCUGUGAAGGAACAGGAGUACUCAGAAAGCCAGUCUGCCCUCGUGAACAAAGCGUACAAGACUCUGCUGAAGCCUUUGAGCCGCGGCCUUUACAUGCUGGAGCUACAGGGCAUGCGCAUAGAAGACGGCGCCGACCCCGGAGCCGAUUCUGACUUUCUGAUGGAGCUGAUGGAGAUCAAUGAAGCGCUUGAUGAAGCGCAGAGUUCAAAGGAAGCUGAUAAGAUUGGCCAAGACACAAAAGGGAAACUGGCAGACCUGACGGAGCAGAUAGACUCUGCCCUUCGUAAAGGAGAGCUUCAGGCCGCCAAAGCACUGCUUGCCCAGAUGAAAUACUAUGCAAACAUCGAGGAGAAAGUCAAGGAAAAACUUUCUGAAUUCAUGUGAAUUUUUUUUUAUUUUCCUCUCAUGUUCUGUGUCACUUUAUUUAACAUUUUAGCCAAAUUAUUGUACAUUUGUAUGGGGAUCGUGUAACUAUAUUCUUUAAGAUAAAUAAAAACCUUUUACUCACAA